AUGAGCUCGACAUCUUUUGGCAGUGCGAACACGGGCGUUCAACUUGUCAAUAACCAUGGGACAAUUAAUAUUUCAUCUGACCGGCCGGAAAAUCCUGUACAGACAGACAACGAGCUGCUCAGAUCACUAGCAUUCCCACAGAUGCUAGAUCGGAGGGACAAUAUCGAGCUAUGUCACACGAAUACCUGCCAAUGGAUUUUAAAUCUAGACGAGUAUCAGUCCUGGAGAAAUCAGCCUUGUGGUCUACUAUGGAUUAAGGGCAAGCCGGGUGCGGGCAAAUCGACCUUGAUGGUUUUCCUGCACGACAGACUCAAAGGAUUACAGGACGGGAGCCAGGGUAUCAUUCGGCUCGACUUUUUCUUUACCGCUCGGGGCGUGGAGAUGCAACGUACACCGCUUGGAAUGCUUAGAUCGUUAUUGAACCAGAUUUUCGACCGUGACGCGACCGUACGCCCUCAGGUGCGCGAGAUCUAUGAACAACGAUGUAGGCAGUUUGGGUACGGAGAACGCAAGUGGGAAUGGCCGCAAACGAUCCUUGAAGAGUUAUUGGCAACUACUAUCCUGGCAUCAGCCAACGAGCAGCCUGUGACUAUCUUUGUGGAUGCUCUAGAUGAGGCUGGGGCCGAGUCCGCUCAAAAGCUUGCAGCAUAUUUCCACCGUCUUGUUGAUCGUGCUGACAAAAAGAAGCUACCCCUUCAAGUCUGCAUCUCAUGUCGACACUAUCCUAUCUUGGAAAGUGCCCGGGCAAGAGCGAUACAUGUCGAAGACCACAAUCAAGAUGAUAUUGCUACAUAUAUCAAGGAUAUGCUUCUUGAGACAGAGUUGGGAGAUAUACCUAAUCAAGAGAUGAGAGAGGUGUUGAUAGAGGAAUUGACCCAGCAUACCAAAGGUGUGUUCCAGUGGGCCCAUCUUAUAAUGCCCCUUGUCAAGCAAAAAGUUAUCGAAGGGGAGUCAAUCAGCGAUAUCCGUGAUUGGUUGGGAGAUGUCCCAGCCGAUCUAGAAAACGUCUACAUAUAUAUCCUGAGCAACGUGAUCACGGCUAGGAAUCGAGACCAGUCAUUCCUAUUCUUUCAAUGGGUGUGCCUGGCCGAGCGGCCCUUGACUAUACUUGAAAUACGAUACGCAUUGGCGGCUAAGAAUGCUCAAAUAAAGUCGUCUCAAAUUGAAUGGAAGAAGCUCGACGGCUUUGUUAAAAGCAAUGAAAGCAUGAAGCGCAGAGUGAAGGCUCUUUCUGGUGGAAUGGCAGAAGUAGUCUCAAGUGGGAAUGACAAGGAGACCGUACAGGUGGUUCACCAGUCGGUCAAUGAUUUCUUGCGGGCAAAAGGACUGGCUCUUUUAUACCGUGGCAUCAGCGCUAGUAUGGGGUCCGUGGAUAUGGACAAUAUUCUCUUUCAGUCUCAGGCAACUCUGUACCGAUCGUGCCUAGUAUAUCUUGCUACGAUCUGUUCGGACAAACAAAUGAGUAACUUUGGGGGCUCAAAGGGGAAGCUUGUCAGUGAUCACCCGUUUCUGAACUAUACGACUAUCAAUCUCUUUGUUCACGCAGAAAAAGCUGCCGGCUCUCGAGGUGCCUUGCUGCACAAUGAAAAAGAAAUCCUUCAACGAAUGAUCAGUUCUUGGGUCAAAAUCUACCAACACCUUGAUAGUUAUAACAAAGCAUGUCCACCCACAGGCACAACAAUUUUACAUAUGGGUGCCGCUGCCAAUUUGGUUGACGUGAUAACAUCUGCGUGGGCGGAUGAUGAGGAUAUAGAGAAGAAAAACAAAGCUGGGGAUACAGCGUUGCAUUUCGCAGCACGAGCAGGGCACACAACGGCCGGCAAAAUACUGCUGGAAAGAGGAGCAAACCGAGAAGCGAAAAAUAACGAUGAGGCGACUCCUUUAAUUGAAGCGGCCAAGCAUGGACACUUGGGAUUUGUGGGAUGGCUUCUGAAUAAGGGGGUGGAGAUUGAGACAGAAGGUGGGGCCGCGCUACAAAAAGCUUCAUUGGAAGGUCAUAAUACAAUUGUAGAGAUCCUGCUCGAUGCCGGGGCCGAUGUCAACGCCCAGGGUGGUGGAUACGGCAAUGCUCUACAGGCCGCUGCUGCUUCAUUGAGGAGGACGGCUGAGACGGUCAAGAUCCUGCUUGACGCCGGGGCCGAUGUCAACGCCCAGGGUGGUAAAUACGGCAAUGCUCUACAGGCCGCUGCUGCUUCAUUGAGGAGGAGGGCUGAGACGGUCAAGAUCCUGCUCGAUGCCGGGGCCGAUGUCAACGCCCAGGGUGGUGAAUACGGCAAUGCUCUACAGGCCGCUGCACGGAGAGGCAGUGCUGAGACGGUCAAGAUCCUGCUCGACGCCGGGGCCGAUGUCAACGCCCAGGGUGGUAGAUACGGCAAUGCUCUACAGGCCGCUGCAUUGAGUGGAAGUCCUGAGAAAGUCAAGAUCCUGCUCGACGCCGGGGCCGAUGUCAACGCCCAGGGUGGUGAAUACGGCAAUGCUCUACAGGCCGCUGCUGCUUCAUUGAGGAGGAGGGCUGAGACGGUCAAGAUCCUGCUCGAUGCCGGGGCCGAUGUCAACGCCCAGGGUGGUGAAUACGGCAAUGCUCUACAGGCCGCUGCAUGGAGAGGCAGUGCUGAGAGGGUCAAGAUCCUGCUCGACGCCGGGGCCGAUGUCAACGCCCAGGGUGGUGAAUACGGCAAUGCUCUACAGGCCGCUGCAUUGAGUGGAAGUCCUGAGACGGUCAAGAUCCUGCUCGAUACCGGGGCCGAUGUCAACGCCCAGGGUGGUAAAUACGGCAAUGCUCUACAGGCCGCUGUAUCCAGUGGAAGUCCUAAGAAAGUCAAGAUCCUGCUCGAUGCCGGGGCCGAUGUCAACGCCCAGGGUGGUGAAUACGGCAAUGCUCUACAGGCCGCUGCUGCUUCAUUUAGUAGGAGUGCUGAGACGGUCAAGAUCCUGCUUGACGCCGGGGCCGGUGUCAACGCCCAGGGUGGUAAAUACGGCAAUGCUCUACAGGCCGCUAUAUUCAGUGGAAGUCCUGAGAAAGUCAAGAUCCUGCUCGAUGCCGGGGCCGAUGUCAACGCCCAGGGUGGUGAAUACGGCAAUGCUCUACAGGCCGCUGCAUGGAGAGGCAGUGCUGAGACGGUCAAGAUCCUGCUCGACGCCGGGGCCGAUGUCAACGCCCAUGGUGGUGAAUACGGCAAUGCUCUACAGGCCGCUGCAUGGAGAGGCAGUGCUGAGACGGUCAAGAUCCUGCUCGACGCCGGGGCCGAUGUCAACGCCCAGGGUGGUGAAUACGGCAAUGCUCUACAGGCCGCUGCUGCUGCUACUGCAUUGAGUAGAAGUGUAGAGAGGAUGAAGAUCCUGCUCGAUGGCGGGCCCGAUGUCAACGCCCACGGUGGUGAAUACCGCAAUGCUCUACAGGCCGCUGCAUUGAGUAGAAGUGCAGAGACGGUCAAGAUCCUGCUCGAUGCCGGGGCCGAUGUCAACGCCCAGGGUGGUGAAUACGGCAAUGCUCUACAGGCCGCUGCAUGGAGAGGCAGUGCUGAGACGGUCAAGAUCCUGCUCGACGCCGGGGCCGAUGUCAACGCCCAGGGUGGUGAAUACGGCAAUGCUCUACAGGCCGCUGCAUGGAGAGGCAGUGCUGAGACGGUCAAGAUCCUGCUCGACGCCGGGGCCGAUGUCAACGCCCAGGGUGGUGAAUACGGCAAUGCUCUACAGGCCGCUGCAUGGAGAGGCAGUGCUGAGACGGUCAAGAUCCUGCUCGACGCCGGGGCCGAUGUCAACGCCCAGGGUGGUGAAUACGGCAAUGCUCUACAGGCCGCUGCAUGGAGAGGCAGUGCUGAGACGGUCAAGAUCCUGCUCGACGCCGGGGCCGAUGUCAACGCCCAGGGUGGUGAAUACGGCAAUGCUCUACAGGCCGCUGCAUGGAGAGGCAGUGCUGAGACGGUCAAGAUCCUGCUCGACGCCGGGGCCGAUGUCAACGCCCAGGGUGGUAGAUACGGCAAUGCUCUACAGGCCGCUGCAUUGAGUGGAAGUCCUGAGAAAGUCAAGAUCCUGCUCGAUGCCGGGGCCGAUGUCAACGCCCAGGGUGGUGAAUACGGCAAUGCUCUACAGGCCGCUGCUGCUUCAUUGAGUAGGAGUGCUGAGACGGUCAAGAUCCUGCUUGACGCCGGGGCCGGUGUCAACGCCCAGGGUGGUAAAUACGGCAAUGCUCUACAGGCCGCUAUAUUCAGUGGAAGUCCUGAGAAAGUCAAGAUCCUGCUCGAUGCCGGGGCCGAUGUCAACGCCCAGGGUGGUGAAUACGGCAAUGCUCUACAGGCCGCUGCAUGGAGAGGCAGUGCUGAGACGGUCAAGAUCCUGCUCGACGCCGGGGCCGAUGUCAACGCCCAUGGUGGUAAAUACGGCAAUGCUCUACAGGCCGCUGCUGCUGCUACUGCAUUGAGUAGAAGUGUAGAGAGGAUGAAGAUCCUGCUCGAUGGCGGGCCCGAUGUCAACGCCCACGGUGGUGAAUACCGCAAUGCUCUACAGGCCGCUGCAUUGAGUAGAAGUGCAGAGACGGUCAAGAUCCUCCUCGAUGCCGGGGCCGAUGUCAACGCCCAGGGUGGUCAACAUGGAUCUCCUCUCUUGGCAGCUAUUUACUCAGGCCAUGCUGAUCUUAUUGAAAUCCUUUUUCAUGCUGGCGCAGAUAUUGGCCUUGCAGAUGCGCUCGACCAGACCCCUCUUCACAUUGCAGCUUCAAAAGAUAUGGCUCACCUUCUCUUUCGAUUUCCGCAACUUGCGUCAGCUAUCAACAAGCGCAACAAGCUCCUGCAAACCCCUCUCCACUUGGCUAUCUGCUUUGGUCACAUCCACUUUGCUAUAAAACUUCUUCAUCUUGGUGCCGACCCUUCUCUUCCAGACGGCUAUGGCAGACAUGCUAUGGACUGGGCCAUCGGGCAAGGAACUUUGAUGCGGGAAAUACUUGAACGUUGUCCUCGGCUCUCAUUGACACCUCACAAAAUUCAAGAAUCAAUUGUACAACAAUCACUCUUCUACCUCUCCGAUCAUCUUCCUGGGCUCACCCCGAACUAUGCAUGGUUCAUUUUGCAACAAUUAGCUCGCUAUUUCUUAUUUCUUCAUGACAUCAACAACGCACGCCAUCUCUUUCAGGCCUAUCACUGGGCCUCGUUCUGUAUGCAGAAUCUGCGCGAAUAUGGAUAUCUGUUCUUCCUGUGUACUCAAGCACCCUUUUCAUCACAGAUUAAAUCCAGAUCAGAAGCACGAAGUCUUUGA
This is a messenger RNA of Penicillium hordei, 5250 nucleotides long. Its product is annotated as ankyrin repeat domain-containing protein. Gene Ontology annotation, molecular function: protein binding. NCBI's taxonomy places the organism in Eukaryota, Fungi, Ascomycota, Eurotiomycetes, Eurotiales, Aspergillaceae. The transcript is spliced from 4 exons. Bases 1 to 5250 code for a protein of 1749 amino acids. The record is from RefSeq and is a predicted model, not a curated record.